AUGACCAUUGAGAUCCAAGUCGACAAGCCACCCGAUGAUGCGGCCAGCCUAAAUCUACAUUUAGACCAACCACAAGUAAGCUCGCAGCCAACAUUGUCUUGUGGCACCAGCCUUAUAUCUCAGACCUCCCAGAACUCUCAGCAAGAGCCAGGUCGCUGGCCAGUGGCGUCUACCGACUGGACUUCUCAUGUACUAGGCUCCCGCUUAGCAGGAAACCAACCAUCGACACCUCGUUCCCUUGCUCCAGCUCCUACUGGGAGUAAUAAGCUCCCGACGCAAUCCUCGCCAGGGAACGCAUCCAUACCUAUUAAUCAUACUAUGGCAAACAGCUCAGCAAUCCGCGUGGCUCCAGCGAAGAGGCAAAAGACUAACGGCAGCCAAUCUCAACUGUCCGAAACCUCUGGAUCUAUAGAUUGGAAUGCACGUCUGCCCUCUGGAAAUGAGUUCACAGAAAGCCUGAAGGCCGCCUUGACUAGUUUAAAGCCACAAAUCGAGAGGCUCGAGCAGCUCCUAACAUCUAUUAACGAUGAACACUGCGGACUUGCCGCUGUUAGGCGCAGUCUCUAUUCUAGCAAAGAUAAGCUAGCGAAAGACCUGGAAAAGGCCCAGGAAUGUCUCAUCGAUGUCGAGGAAUCAACAGCCACCGAGGAAGAAAUCGUCAGAGACUUGGAAGGUGUCUAUAAGAAACACCCAGGAGACAACAAACUUCGUGCAUUCCUAGACGGGCGAAAAAAGACUGUCAUUGAAUACCAAAAGGUGUAUAUUAUCGUCAAGAGUCAGUUGGGUAAGAGUUCAGCCGAACUUUCCAAGACCGAAAGGGAGAUUCAGUCGGUGAACAGGCGGCUCGGUCAGCUUGAGGCCGAGAGAGCCGAGGUCAUGAAGGAGAAAGAGGGGGCUGAUAAGGCGAUGAAAUCUAUGAUGUUCAUGUCUCAGUUCAUGGAACGAGGCUGGCAAGCUAGUGUGGACAGUUUUGGGCAGGCUUUUGGGGAUGAAGCUGUGCAGACUGCAUUUUGA
Messenger RNA from Fusarium redolens, 1014 nucleotides. RefSeq lists its product as uncharacterized. The record is from RefSeq and is a predicted model, not a curated record. The coding region runs from base 1 to 1014 and encodes 337 amino acids. NCBI's taxonomy places the organism in Eukaryota, Fungi, Ascomycota, Sordariomycetes, Hypocreales, Nectriaceae. The transcript is spliced from 2 exons.